Molecule: messenger RNA, 2032 nt
Organism: Tachysurus vachellii
Lineage: Eukaryota; Metazoa; Chordata; Actinopteri; Siluriformes; Bagridae
Gene: lnp1
Product: leukemia NUP98 fusion partner 1
Exons: 4
Coding region: 297-893 (198 amino acids)
Source: RefSeq, a predicted model, not a curated record
CUCUCUCUCUCUCUCUCUCUCUCUCUCUCCUUUUAAACCCCUCCCUCAUUCUCUGAUGCUAAACAGAUUACAGAGGAUUCGCUUAUUUAAAGACUUCCUCCAUAACCCAUGCAUCUAACAAAUCUCUCCUAAACAAGCUCAGAGAUCAGACCUUCUUUCUUCACUCUAGUUUUUACCUCAGACGAGGAGCCCCAGCGAGAGCUCCACACACACCAGCCACCAAGCUGUCUCUGCGUCUGCUUCCUGCCAUCAUCGUGGACAACGACGAGGACGACGAUGGAAACUUCACCAAAUGGAUGAGCAGCUACUGGGGACACGGAGGCAGAGAGGAGCGGACUAAAGAACGCAAGAGGAGCUUCAGAAGGUCCAGACAGUCCACAUGUGACCGUAGAUCUUCACUGCCCUGCAUGUCCCAGCUUGAGGCCAUGCGUCUGAAGCAUCCUUCCACUCCCACUCACAUACAGCGGCAUGAGGAGGAGAGGGAGAUACGCUCACAUCCUCACGCUCGCCGUGUCUCAUCAGACGAAUACAGAGGGAAGAAAGCUGAAAGAGCAGAGAGUCGCAUCAACACCGUCCCUGAGCUGACCGAGUCUUUCAAGAGAAUGCUGCGCUUCCAUAACCGCAGAGUCCCGGCACUGAGCAAUCCGGAUAACACAUGUCUGAUCUGCCAUGAAGAGACAUGCAGGAGAGGCAGAGAAACAGGAAGAGGAGCCCAAGAACUUCACUGCUCCCAUCGCCUCCAUAAAGAGGUGAGGAGGCUGGAUCAGGGUGCUCGUCCACGCAGCCGGAGUUCUGCUGCUGUGUGCGAAAGCAGGACCGAAGGACUGCUCUGUAGCAAACAGGAAGAAUACCGCCUUCCCCGGCAACGUCGCUCUUUACGCCGACAGCGCUGAGACUCUCUGAACAAUCCAAUAUUAAAAUUACUGAAGUAUUAAAAAACAUCUACUUUUAGCAUGUUUACAAUACACACCUUAAGAAAAAAAAACUUUCCUUCCCCUUUCUAUGCACUUUCCCCGACUUUACUGAUGGGGCAAAGCGUUCUGUUCUUUUCUCCUGUCACCAUAGCACUUAGUCACACUGAUUCUCUCAGUGUCGAAGAGGUGUGACUAAUUAUUAAGGGUCAAUUAGACAUACAAUAUCAGCUGCAUUUCUAAUAUACAGGGGAGAAAAAAGGGAAAACGGUCCACAUUUUCUAUCCCUUUUUUUGUGCUUGAAGGUUUUAAAGGCAGCGAUUGUGACUUAAAUUAUAAAAAAGGUUUUAAAAUUUUAAACUUAAAAUUUUAUUGCUCAAGUACACAACUACGUACAGUACACAUGCAGCAAAAUACUUUUUCGACUGUCUGGGUCAUAAAAACAGAAUCAAAACAAACUAAUUGAAUAAUAAUAAUAAUAAUAAUAAUAAUAAUAAUAAUAAUAAUAACAAAAAAAUUACCUAUACGAGUAGGAAAGAGGAAGAAUAUAUAGAAAAUAUAAUAUAUGAAUUAUAUAUUUAUAAAGUGGUAAGAAAGUGUUGUCCCUUUUAAGUCAAAAAAUGUACAUAUACAAACAGUGUCUAUGGUUAUUGUAAAAUCUGAUGCUGCAUGAUGUGAAAUUAUUAUUAUUAUCAUUUUCUACUCCUCGUUUCCUCCUCAAAUAAAUUAAAGUCCUCUUCUCUUCUUCUCUUGCACAUUUUUAACAGAUUAUUAAAAAGACAAUUGAGAUAAUUAAUAAAUGUAAAAUGUAAUAAAUUAAUUAAUAAACCUUCCUUUUUACAUCGCAUCAGAAAAGUUAGAAAUCUGUGUUUGUUUUUUUUUCUACACAAUGACAGCAUCUGAUCCUGACUGUACAUAAUUACACUAAAUGUUCUUUUCUAAACAUUCCCAGGUUCGUUGUAUAUAUUGUUCAAAAUACCUUGAAUGGUGCCAGUUUGCUGAUUUCAUCCUGAUCUCAACAAUAUACUGUAACCCAUUGUUUCUUGUGUUUUUUUAACUUCUUGACCUAAACAUGAAUGUCUGUUCCAUGGGAAAUAAACAAGUUCAGUUUAAAUGAAGAA